AUGGACCCUUGUGCCCUGUCGGAGUCGUGGAACUUAUGUAUCCCCAUCGAUUUCAGCUCCAUGCCGGCCAAGAAUCCCACCGCGGAGCCACCUCCGCUUCCCUAUUCCUUCAAUGAUCUGAAUCCCUCUUCGAGGAUAGAAACCCCCGCGCCCCAGCCAGAGGUCGAUACCUUCCUGGUCACGGGCCGAGGUACUGACUCCGCACUCAGAGCAGCCCUGCCUGCCUUCAAUGCCCGACAAUUCCUCUCCCGCUGCUCCUCGGCUGAGAUCCUGGCGGAGCCACGCCAGACACCCGCCUCCCCGGCCCCGACGACACCCCCAUUUCGGUCGCCUUCAUCAUCACCAGCGCGGAAUACCCCCGACAGCGGCCGCGGCGUGACCAAGAUCCGCGUGGUAGAAUUAGAGACUACCCCUUCGUCUUCGCGUUCGAAAGGUAGUGUUGACACGGAAGGAGACAUCAAGAUGCUCAACGCGGCUUUCUCAUCUCCUGACUUCCGUCGUAUGCAGUUUAUGGGGGAUAUUCGUGCCAUGGUGACGCAGUCUGUCCAUGACAACUUUGAGUUUGAAAGGGGCCGGUUCGCGGAUGAAGUGAAGAAUCAGCUCCUUGCCACGCUCGGCGACGAGAUUGAGUGGCUUGUCGGGCAGAUGGUUGAUUGCGCCGUGGUUGCUGCUUUGGAAGACCCGCUUGAGGGUGAGCUCGAUGCGGUGCGGGCGGUUAGGGAGAGGUUACGGAGGAUGAGCGACGAGGCUAGGGUGAGGGUGUUUUGUACGGCUGAGAUGCUGGAGAUGCUUAGGAGGUUGGUCGGGUUUGUUGACCUCGAGUUGAGAACGGAGGGCUGGACUUUGUUGUAG
Messenger RNA from Colletotrichum truncatum, 852 nucleotides. RefSeq lists its product as uncharacterized. The record is from RefSeq and is a predicted model, not a curated record. Lineage: Eukaryota; Fungi; Ascomycota; Sordariomycetes; Glomerellales; Glomerellaceae.